CAGCGUUAUACGUAGGAGGAAACGGCAAAAGCUCACAGUCAGUGGCUCGCCCAACGGCAUGAGGUCCCACCUGGUCGUUUUCCUCGCAGCAGUUUUGGCCGUAGCAGACGCUGACAGGGGGAUGAUCACGGAAAAAAUAGAGGAGUUGAGUGACGCAAUCGAGAUCGAGUUGCGUGGCAUGGAGAGCGGCGCCAGGGACGGCUUCCUCUCUAACCUUUCGACUGCUAUUGCAUUGGCACUGCAGGCGAUCGGAGAACGGCUUCCGGAAGUUCCAUACGGCCAGAAGGAAAGCGUCAACGCGGCCCAGCAGGAACAAGAGGAAGACAUUGAUUGAGCCAAACGAAAAACACGAGCGUGCAAGAGGGAAAAAUAUCAAUCCUCUCUGUCAAAGGAAUUCGAUGUAUAAACAAACAAAAAUACACGAAUAAGUUAUUU
Molecule: messenger RNA, 435 nt
Organism: Cloeon dipterum
Lineage: Eukaryota; Metazoa; Arthropoda; Insecta; Ephemeroptera; Baetidae
Exons: 3
Coding region: 59-334 (91 amino acids)
Source: RefSeq, a predicted model, not a curated record